Molecule: messenger RNA, 509 nt
Organism: Arvicola amphibius (Eurasian water vole)
Lineage: Eukaryota; Metazoa; Chordata; Mammalia; Rodentia; Cricetidae
Gene: Rplp1
Product: ribosomal protein lateral stalk subunit P1
Exons: 3
Coding region: 126-470 (114 amino acids)
Biological process (GO): cytoplasmic translation; translational elongation
Cellular component (GO): ribosome; cytosolic large ribosomal subunit
Molecular function (GO): protein kinase activator activity; ribonucleoprotein complex binding; structural constituent of ribosome
Source: RefSeq, a predicted model, not a curated record
CAGGCGUGUGUGACCUUUUCCUCUGCUGCCGCCAAGGUGCUCGGUCCUUCCGAGGAAGCUAAGGCCGCGUUGGGGUGAGGCCCUCACUUCAUCCGGCGACUAGCACCGUGCCGGCAGUACGCAACAUGGCCUCCGUCUCUGAGCUCGCCUGCAUCUACUCCGCCCUCAUCCUCCACGACGACGAGGUGACGGUCACGGAGGAUAAGAUCAAUGCCCUCAUUAAAGCAGCUGGUGUCAAUGUUGAGCCUUUCUGGCCUGGCUUGUUUGCCAAGGCCCUGGCCAAUGUCAACAUUGGGAGCCUCAUCUGCAAUGUAGGGGCUGGUGGGCCUGCUCCAGCAGCCGGAGCGGCACCAGCAGGCGGUCCUGCCCCCUCCACCGCUGCUGCCCCAGCUGAGGAGAAGAAAGUGGAAGCAAAGAAGGAAGAAUCCGAGGAGUCUGAUGACGACAUGGGCUUUGGUCUUUUUGACUAGGCAUUUUGUUACCAUGGCAAAUAAAAAGAUGAACCUGUA